AUGGCCGAAUCUUCGCUCCAAACGUUCGGUGAAAGUAAAGACACCGCGAUCGGUGGGAUGGUGAUUGCGGUGAUUUGCAUGGGAUCAAUCAUCUUUCUAAUCGGAUUUUUGGGAUUUUGUGGAGCUUGCCUGAAAAGCGCAUGCAUGUUGAUUCUUUAUGGAGUCUUACUAGGCAUUCUCACUAUUGGCCUGAUCGCCGGUGGUAUUGCCGGUCUGGUACUGCGUCAAGAAGGCUGUGAAGAGGCGUUUGGCAAGUUUUUACAAGACAAUCUGGUCGUGAUCGCCAUUUCCAUAUUCGUCAUCGCUUUUGUUCAAAUCAUGUGCAUGGUAUUUGCCGUGUGCAUAAUUCGGGCGAUCAAUAACGAUGACAGUCAAACUGCAUAG
This is a messenger RNA of Echinostoma caproni, 384 nucleotides long. NCBI's taxonomy places the organism in Eukaryota, Metazoa, Platyhelminthes, Trematoda, Plagiorchiida, Echinostomatidae. The record is from the annotation of a GenBank genome assembly.